CAACAAAAAAAAAGAAAAUGGAAAAAAGAGAAUAUAUUUAUUUAUUUUCUCCAUUUUAACAAUUAUUAAUUUGGAAUUUAAAUUUUUAAUUCUUUCCUUGCCUUUUGCGCUUCUUUUAAAUGCGUUGGAGUUGUUGUGCCUCAUCCCAUUCUAUUUCUUCUUCUUGUUCUUCCUCUUCCGCUUCACUAAGUUCACAGGAAGAUGAAAAUUCAAGACAACAUAGCCCAAAUGCGUCACCUAGCAAUUUAAUUGCUUUGAAAGCUGUGGCCAACGGUGGAAAACGUCGUCAUCAUAAGAAAAAGAAAAAAGGGAACAAAGGGGAAAAUAAUGAUGGACUUGGGACUAAAUUGCGGACAUUGGCUGAAUCUUCUUCUACAAACACUUUUUCAACUGCCGUUAAACCUACCGAUAGCAUAAUCAGAAGACAGCCAGAAGGUAUUCUCAAGGGUACUCAUCAAAGGAUUGGUCGGCCGCCCGGUCGCGCCGUUCAAUAUGCAGAGGGCACAAAUUCAGGAAUUGACACAGCUGAAGGGCAACCAAUGCUUUCAUCACAAGGAACGACCGAUCCAGCUUCCUCCCCAACCUGUUCUUCCCCUUCCUCACCUCCAACAUCUUUCUCUUCUAAUGGCGAUCCUUCCUCUUUUAUGGCCAGACGCGCAUCUGCCACUCAAAUGGAACAAUACGGUCCUAUGUUGUUGAGACAUUGCAAAAGGGCUUUAUUGGUGCUUAAUUCUUUUUCAACUUCUGCUGGAAAUAUAUUUAAUAACAAACCAACGUGUUCCUCAAAUUCUAUUAAUGAUUGCCCUUUGUUUUGUAAUUUAAGGAAAGCUGGGUGGGAAAUAGAGAUUUGUACUUCACAAUCAGCUUUAGACGAAGUUCGUACUCGAAGGCCUGUCAUUAUUUUAUUGGAUGGAAUUACUCAUUGUGGUAGUAGACGUAGAGAAUAUUUUGCUAAUGAAUUGUUUAGAUUAUUAAAAGAAGCACUUGUAGAACAAUCAAAACAAUUACUAACAACAGAUGUGGAAGAUGUUCUUUUUGUUUGGUUAUUUGAUAAAUUACCUAAUGAGAGGAGAUUGCGGCAUAUGUCCAAACAAAGUGUUGUUACUAAUUAUUUAUUACGUUCUUCAACUGAUAUUUCCCUCUGUGAGCAAUUUUCCUGUCUGAGUUCUCGGCUUCGCGCUGUUCCAGCCCUUUUCACUGUUGUUGAGGAAGCACAGCAACCAAUAAAAAUUUGUGACGAACGUAACACUGUUCAAUACGUAAACAAAGCUUUCGAAAUGCUUACGGGUAGAAAUCGAGCUGUUUUGUUGGGGUCUGAUGGUUCUAAUGAAUUUGGGGGAGGAGCUCAAAGAAACCAUCAUCAUAGAGAACAACAACUACUUCCCAAUCAUAUAGCAACAGCUACAAUAACGGCAAGUGCCACAGCAGCAGUAGCCCCCUCCUCUAUAUCUUGGAGUACUUCACUUCCCCCUCCUCAUCCCCCUCACCUUCCCACACAUCCCCCUCCUGUAAUGACGGUUACAGGAACACCUCCAAUAGCUAGAGCAGAAAGUAUUUGUGAGGAAAUUUUGGAAAGAAAUACAAAUAGUCCAACAUUUCCUUUAAAUGCUACGAGAAGAAGAUCAUCAGAUUGGCAAUGUAUUGCUGUACCUACAAGUUCGAAAAGCCAUCAUCAAUAUAUUUAUGUAAAGCGAGGAAGUGCUGAUGCUGCUUUCUUUCGUAAUGAAAAAGGCGGACGUUCUUCUAAUGCUGCACUUGUUGAUGCGCCUAUUACUGAGGCAUUAAAUGCUUUAGCGAGUAUAUUCCACCGUUGUGAUGAAGAAACUCAAAUACAAUUACGAGAAGCAAUGCGUAUUCUUUCUUCUUCAGAACUUUAUACUCCAACAAUUACUCGUUUUAGAGAAAAUGAUAGAAUAGCUAGUGGAUACUAUGAUGGAUUAAUUAGGUUACACCAUCCAACUCGCCAACGUAAACGUUCUGUAGUAGAAGCAUAUCGUGACCAUCAACAACGUAGAGCAUCUAGCGGUAGUUGUAUUAGUGGAUUAACAACAUUAGGAGUAGGGGGAGGAGGAGGAGGAACUUCUUUACAAGAACAAAAACAAAAUUUAAAACGUCUUCACAAAAAUGGAGAAGAAGAAAAGGAAGAAGAGGAGGAAGAAGAAGGAACAAAUAAUUUAUUAGAAAAUAUUAUUUUUAAACAAAAAGGGAGGAGAGUGUCAGCAGAAAUAUUUAAAGUUUUGGAGAAAGAACAUUGCUGGGAUUUUGAUGUUAUUGAAUUAGAAAGGGUUACAGAUUCACAUCCUCUGGCUAAUUUAGGGUUUAAAGUUUUUGAGAGAUGGAGUGUUUGUGAAGCUUUACAUUGCUCUUCUGAUGUAUUACAUAAAUGGUUAACAAUAAUCGAAGCUAAUUAUCAAUCUGGCAACGCUUAUCACAAUGCUACACACGCUGCUGAUGUAUUACAAGCAACUUCUUAUUUUCUUUCUUCUGAUCCAGUUGGUCAAUUAAUUCAAGAUAAUCAUGCAUUAGCAGCAUUAAUUGCAGCAACAGUUCAUGAUUUAGACCAUCCUGGGAGAGGAAAUGCUUUUUUAAUGAAUACUAGACAACGAUUAGCUAUUUUAUAUAAUGACCAUUCUAUUUUAGAAAAUCAUCACGUAGCAUUAGCCUUUCAAUUAACACUUUCUCAACCCGGCGUUAACAUUUUUGCCCAGAUGCCACGUGAUGAUUUUGUUCAAAUGCGUCAAUCAGUUAUUGAUAUGGUUUUGGCAACAGAUAUGAGUAGACAUUUUGAACAUUUGGCUAAAUUUCAACAAUUAAUGGCUAUACUUCCUGGAAAUGCUGAAGAAGAAGCAGAACAGGAAGAAGAGGAGGAUAGGGAUACAAAUUCAAUGAUUAUUUGUAGAAUGAUGGUUAAAUGUGCGGAUAUUGCCAAUCCAACACGAGAAUGGAGAUUAUGUCAUGAAUGGGCUUUACGUAUUGUACAAGAAUAUUUUGAUCAAACAGCAGAGGAAGUUGAAAGAAAAUUACCUGUUACAAUGAAAGGAUUUGAUAGAGAAACUUGUAAUGUUCCUUUGACACAGUGUACAUUUGUUGAUAUGUUUGCCAGAGAAACAUUUACUGGAUGGUGCGAAUUUGCUGCCUUACCUCACUUGUUAACUCGUUUAGAGGAAAAUUAUGAAAGAUGGAAAACACAAGCUUCUGAUUGGGAACCACAACGAAAUAACGAUAAUGCUAAUUUACUUGCUUUGAGAGAAAAGCAAUGGAGAAGAAUAAGUAGUGGGUUUCCCUAAUCGAGAUGGGGAUUUGAUAGAGUCAUGCCUUCUUUCAAAAUCCUUCGGACAUAAUUCAAAAUCUUCUCUGAUGGAAUUCCUUUUAACAUUUCCCCUCAACAAAAAAAAUUCACCCUCCACAAAUUUUACUUUUGUA
This is a messenger RNA of Meloidogyne enterolobii, 3423 nucleotides long. The record is from the annotation of a GenBank genome assembly. Lineage: Eukaryota; Metazoa; Nematoda; Chromadorea; Rhabditida; Meloidogynidae.